AUGAAGAUCGUGUCCAUUUUAUUGCCAACCGUCGCGUGCGUCCAGCUUGCCGUUGGUUACGUGAUCGUGGACCGUGCAGAGCAACGGCCCAGCGACGCAGCGAACAGUCUGCAGCCAGUGGCCGGUCAGAUCAAGAAGCUGCUCGAGCUGUACUAUCUGGUGCAGGUGGUGCGGUCCUAUAGGCGACCGGCCUACCAGGAACCGACCGCACUGCUGUCCGCCCUGAUCGAUCGGCUCACGAAGGAAGAGUUGCGCCGCGAGCUGGAACGUUUGCUGGCCGGGGUCGACGGGUUCGACGAGGUGUUCGAGCUCGGUCUCUACCCCGAUCCGCGCGAUCCGGCCCAGGAGCAGCUGGCCAACGAUCUGCGUCUGCUGCUACCGAUCGUGGUACGAACGAUGGCCGGGCUGCGGGACGAGAACGCAAUCGACGGUGGCCGGCUGUUGGCGGAGGAUGCGCUGCAACGGGGGCUACGGGAUGCACUGUCGGACUUCACCCGGAACACGCCGUGGAUGAGCGUAGAGCAGGCCCCGGAGAGUGGCGUGCUAGAGGAGUCGGUCUACGUGACCGAGAUCCCGGCCGCUUCCGAUCAGGCGUCCGUGAACGAUUACGAUCUGGACAACGAAGUGGAAGACGUUGCCGUCGAGAAAGGGAGGUUAGAGUUCUUUCCAGCCGGAGGAGAUUUAAAGUAUGAGCUAGCAACGAAGGCUGACUCCAGCGAAGUGGUCGACGGACAAACGGACAUAGUGGUGCUCAAGGAAGCCACCGAGGGGAACGACCCAACGGAUCCGUUGGACGGACAAGAAGAAGGCACAACCACGAUUGCACCGGCGAUGGCCGUGUCGGUGAGGGAUCCGGAAAUUUCCACACUCAUCCCGCACAUCAUCGAUCAGCUGCGCCAGGGCAACGUGACGGACGAGGAAAGGGAAGCGUUGGCGAACAUCUUCGGCGAUCUGUGGCCGUUCAUGCAGACCGAAGCGGGCCGUUUACGACAGCCCGAGAACCCUUAACUCGAGUCCGACCGUAAAAGUGGCGUGACCCCGGCAGGCUACCUGGUGUGUGUAGAAGAGUUGCCGGCGGGGGCCGGGAUCAGUUGUGUAUCAGCACUGCAGACGAAUAGGACUCGAGUCAGGAUGAAGCUGUUACUGUCGUGGAUCGUGCUCCUGUGGUGCGUUUUGGCGUUGGGCCCAAUUGAAACAAUGAUCGUUACACGGAGAG
Anopheles bellator is the source of this 1216-nucleotide messenger RNA. RefSeq lists its product as uncharacterized. The record is from RefSeq and is a predicted model, not a curated record. Lineage: Eukaryota; Metazoa; Arthropoda; Insecta; Diptera; Culicidae. The transcript is spliced from 2 exons. The coding region runs from base 1 to 1008 and encodes 335 amino acids.